Messenger RNA from Coffea eugenioides, 1651 nucleotides. Its product is annotated as putative pentatricopeptide repeat-containing protein At1g03510. The transcript has a single exon. NCBI's taxonomy places the organism in Eukaryota, Viridiplantae, Streptophyta, Magnoliopsida, Gentianales, Rubiaceae. Gene Ontology annotation, biological process: RNA modification. The record is from RefSeq and is a predicted model, not a curated record. Gene Ontology annotation, molecular function: RNA binding; protein binding. Bases 1 to 1287 code for a protein of 428 amino acids.
AUGGGCUCGUAUUCAUCGAACCACCUCCGUUUGCUUUCCUACACUAAGCUCCUAGCUUCUCACGUCAACGGUGGCCGUCACCAGAAAGCCCUCGGUCUUUUCCACCAUAUCCACUCUUCUCUAUCCUUCGCAUUGGACCCUUUUAUCUUCCCUCUUGCCCUCAAAUCCUGCGCAUCCCUUCACUGCUCUGAUCUGGGCACUUCGAUUCACGCACUCACCUACAAAUGGUCUUUCGUAUCAAACCCAUUUGUGGCUUCUGCUCUCGUCGACAUGUAUGGCAAAUGCAUCUCAAUUUCAUCCGCCCGCCGACUGUUCGAUGAAAUUCCUCAAAGAAAUGCAGUCGUUUGGAACGCUAUGAUUUCGCUCUACGCCCAUUCAAGUGAUAUGUCUGCUGCUAUGGACUUGUUUGAAGUUAUGGAUGUUUUGCCUAGUGUGUCGAGUUUUAACUCGAUUAUAGCUGGAUUUUUGGAAAUGGAUGACGGGUUUUAUAAGGCCAUUGGGUUUUAUAGGCGAAUGCUGAAGUUGGGUUUGGCGCCUAAUUUGAUUACGGUUCUUGCUCUUUUACGUGCUUGUUUGGGUGUAUCCUCGUUGAAUUUGAUUAAAGAAAUUCAUGGUUAUGCAGUGAGGAAUGAAUUUGAGCCGAGUAUGCACUUGAGGAGCGGGUUAAUUGAAGCGUAUGGGCGAUGCGGGUGCCUUAGAAAUGCAGAUUCUGUGUUUCAGCAAAUGAAGGAAAGAGAUGUGGUUGCUUGGAGUAGUUUGAUAUCAGCUUACGCACUUCAAGGUGAGGCAAGAACUGCACUAGAAAUAUUCGCGCAGAUGGAAAUAGCGAAUGUAAAGCCUGAUGAGAUUACGUUUUUGGCUGUUCUGAAAGCUUGUAGUCAUGCAGGAUUAGCUGAUGAGGCACGAGUGUACUUCGCCCGUAUACAAAAUUGUUAUGGGGUGGAAGCAAAUAGCGAUCAUUAUGCUUGUUUAGUUGAUGUUUUGAGCAGAGCUGGUAGAUUACGUGAGGCUUAUGAAGUUAUAAAAGGAAUGCCAGUAAAGGUGACUGUAAAAGCUUGGGGAGCAUUACUUGCGGCUUCCAGAACCUAUGGAGAAGUGGAGCUCGGGGAAAUUGCUGGAAGAGCAUUGCUUGAGAUGGAGCCAGAAAAUCCUGCUAAUUAUGUGAUAUUGGCAAGACUUUAUUCUAAUGCUGGAAGACCUACAAAAGCAGAAGAAAUUAGAAGAGAAAUGAAGGAAAGGGGCCUGAAGGCUACACCUGGUAGUAGUUGGACAAUACACCAAAAUUGAGGUACAAUGUUAAAGGACUGAGGGAAUCUAAUCAAUAGAUUAACUCUGCUGAAGACACUGUGGUUUGACAUUUAUAAGAACAGACUAAGAAUAUGAGGGCCUGAAGUCUCCAAGAAUUGCUCAUGCUGGUCGGGUCUCUGCACUGAGCAUAUGAACUAUACAUUCUUCAAGAUUUUAGUAAUUUACAAAAUGAUAUUGAGGAGUUUAAAGACCUGAAAUUUUAAAAUCUCAUGAUGGCAACUUGUUCACUUUUGCACAACUGGUUUACCGAUGAUGAUCACCAUUUUUUGUAUCCUUUGCGAUUCUGACUCGAAGAAACUUGUAAUUUUUUUGGCUGUAUGCUAAUUGAAUGAUUAGCCAAACA